Portunus trituberculatus (swimming crab) is the source of this 2305-nucleotide messenger RNA. RefSeq names its product differentially expressed in FDCP 6 homolog. Gene Ontology annotation, cellular component: cytoplasm; nucleus. The transcript is spliced from 10 exons. The coding region runs from base 25 to 1800 and encodes 591 amino acids. The record is from RefSeq and is a predicted model, not a curated record. Lineage: Eukaryota; Metazoa; Arthropoda; Malacostraca; Decapoda; Portunidae.
GCCUUACACGGGUGGGUCUCCUGCAUGAGGCUCACUUGUUCCCGGCCGCCCGUCAUGGCGACCCUGGGCCAGCUGGUCGCGAAUAGCCUUUGGUUUGCCUUCGACGCCCUUGACCAACAGAAGACCGGUGUGGUGCCCAAAAGCCAGUUAAAGGUGUUGACGCAGAACGUGGGUGUGCUGCUGAAAGUGGACAGGCGCGUCGAGAACUGUAUCGCUGAGUACCUGAGCUCCCAGCACCUAACCUUCGAGCAAUACCUCUACUUCCUGACACAUGAGGUUCUGUCGGAAGUGGAUGAUGGAUCAACAAGUUACGUGGGUCUGAAAGAACACCAUGACUCCCUCGACCACACCUUCUGGCUGCUGGGGCGCCACAACCUCCUCCAGCGGCAUUACCCAGUCUUCUCCGAGGACGCGCUGUUCAAACUUUUCAGAAUAUUUUGUCUACUGGGAGACAGAUCCUCAGAGAGAAAGGAACUGUCACAGGUGAGUCUCAAUGUCGGGGAAGUGCGCGAGGUGACGAGGAACUUGGUGACCAGCCUCGGGCGGGAGUGGGAUAUGCGAGAUUUCAAUCAAUUGGCCACUGUCAUAUCCCACUUCACCUUCCCGGUUUUCAUCACCUUCCUGGAGGGUCGCUACAUUCAGGACACGGAACUCACAGCUCUGGAGAGUGCUGUGGAUGAUGUAUAUGACCACUUUGUUCAGCAGGUUUUAAAACGAGGCAAGGUGUACCAGCGUGCAUGGUGGACGCCACUAUGGGUGAAGCGCGAGCUGGAGGUAAGGCCAUGGGCUUUGAUAGCUCCUUGCUACAAACUCAACCCCAAAUCCGCUGCCAUAUCUGUAGUGUUGGGCCCGACCCACGUGCCACUCACGCCCGCCGCCACGGUCCACAACAUUCCCGAUGAGCCCGGCGCCCGCCAGUGCAGAUUCACGCUGUGCCUUGAGAGUAACAAGUUGGUGCAGCUGGCCGCCACUGAUCACAGAAGCAAGAGUGAAUGGUUGAGGGCUUUGGACGCCGCCAUUCAUCACUCCCAGGAGGCGCUGCCGUACCACGCCAUACAGUCAGCAACAAGAAAACUGGAGCACGCCGAGGAAGAGGCAAGGGAGACGGCGGAGCGCAUCAGGCGGGACUCCCAGGCUGAUAUCAUUGAAAAUACCCAAGCAGAGCUGAUGGCCGAGAAAAUGGCUCGCGCGGAAGCUGAAGCAGCAGCGCGCGAGGAAGCAGCAGCCCGUCAGGCAGAGGAGAAGAGGGUCCUCGAACUUCAAACACUUCGACUUCAACUGGAGACAUUACUUGAAGAGGAGACUCAGGCUAAAAGAGACGAAGAAAUCGUUCGAAAUCUACAAGCCCGAGUACUGCGAGAGGAGUGGGAGAGACGGGAGGAACUAGAGCAGCUUCAGGAGGAGCAGAGGAAGAUGUUGGCUGAGGAGACCAAAAAACGACAAGAGUUUGAACGCCAGCAAGAAGAAAAAGACUCUCAGCUCAGAGAGGCAGAGAAGAUGCUGAGGAAACUUGAAAGUGAGCGGCUACGUCUAGACCGAGACCUGCGCAGCGCUCGGGAGAAAAUAGUCAUGUCUGAGCGAGGGAAGGAGCUCCUCGAAGCUAGGAUGAAGGUGAAAGAGAGGACGCCACCGGUUCGUACGUACUCGUUGCGUCCCGUCAGGAAGGAGCGGGGAAAUAUUCCAAAGCGAUCUUCUUCCUUCAACACUCAAGCUGCUAGACUUUUCAAAUUUCGAACAAAAAAUGAGGAAAAUAAUGAAAAUGGAAGUGAAAAUAGUAACGGAACUGUGGAAAGUAACUGAAAUAUAUGAAAACUAUCAUUAUCCUUCCAUUCCUGAAAUCUAGUUCCCAAAACAGUGUUUUGUUGUACAUUACACACGCAGUUACAUUCACAUUUAUGAAACGUCAUUGCAGUAACUCAUACCAGAGUGAUAUGAUAUACGUACACACUAAAGUGCAAUAUUACAUGACAGACUUGCAAAUAAGUAAUUUCAUAUUUAUUGUUGUCCUUGCCAAAUACGUACUUAUUCAAUCUUAUGCAAUGUUUUUGUUGUCAAAUGAAUUUCAGUAGUCAGCUUAUUUAACACCAACUUUGUGCAAAAAGAAUAAUUUGGGGAUCGCUGAAAGUUUAAACUCAUUAAGAACCCCUAAAUGCUUGUGCAAUGGCCAACAGUGCUUGACUCGGUGCUGGUUCACUUGGUACCUGCCGUGGCACACUUAUGCCAUUCUUUUCUUGCAUCUCUCUCUCUCUCUCUCUCUCUCUCUCUCUCUCUCUCUCUCUCUCUCUCUCUCUCUCUCUCUCUCACU